CAAGGAGCUUUAUGUGGGGGGCGUUCAUGUUUGUGGGUGUGUAUGCGCAUGAUGUGCUUAUUAUGGGAUGACCUGUGUGAAAGUCCUGAAUGAAAAGAGACUUUGAGGAGGGCACUUGGUGAAAGGAAGAAACAGUGCUGGGGAUUGAUGUCUACUGAGUCUUUUCCAUUUGUGGUCAGCAGCAGCCCACCCAAGAGCUUUCAAAGUGCCCUGCUGGUGAACCCCUGCCUACAAAUGCCACUGUCCCAGUGUCCCAAGCCCAGCAUUGCAGAAGACUCUGUCUGUAGCUCUCAGAGAGACAGCGCCACCUACAUGUUAAAGAGCGGUCCUGCAGAGCGUUUCCGCAGGCACAGUGUGGAUGGGAGCUCUUUGAGUCAAGAAUCUGACUCUGGCAAAGACAAGCGCUUCCACCCUUACAGCAGGCAGUACAGCGAUGGAGCUGCCACUGGGGCUGGAGGAGCCUACUGCUGCCUCGGAGAGUGCCAGCUGACUGAUUCAGUCUCUCCAGCUCUCAGCAACACAAAGGAAGUAGAAGAACAUAAUGCCUGGACCCCCCUCAGCAACAGUGUACAGUCCUCCAUCUUUAUGGGAGCAGAGCAGAGUCCUGUUGAGAUGCAAACCAGGCCUGAAGAGCCGCCCAGCUAUUCAUCGUCCACCCACCAUGCAUACAGCACCCUCCAUCAAGCGUUUUCAGGUGAAUACCCAUCUGGAGGACUAGUGGGCAGCUCGCACUUCUCCUACCAAAGCCUUUCCUCUCAAACCAGUCAAGAAAGUCCAGCGCAGACCCUCUACCCUAAACCCAUCUACUCCUAUAGUAUUCUCAUUUUCAUGGCUCUAAGGAACAGCAGAACUGGCAGCCUGCCAGUGAGUGAAAUCUACAGCUUCAUGACGGAGCAUUUUCCAUACUUCAAGACAGCACCUGAUGGCUGGAAGAAUUCUGUCCGCCACAACCUCUCCCUUAACAAGUGCUUUGAGAAAGUAGAGAACAAGAAUGGGAAUUCAUCUCGAAAGGGCUGCCUGUGGGCUUUAAACCCAGCCAAGGUGGAGAAGAUGCAGGAGGAGCUGCAUAAGUGGAGGAGGAAAGAUCCAGUGACGGUGCGCAGGAGCAUGGCCAGACCAGAAGAGCUGGAUCAUCUUCUCGGAGAGAGACCAGAGAAGCAGAAGUCCCUUUCUUCUCACCUCAACAACCACACAUACCCACAGUUCCCCAGAGUCACCAUGCCUCCCUCCUAUGGCCCUGGGAUUCACCUCAGGAAACCCCAGUACACCCACUACAGCUUACCUACACAAGCUGUCCCACAGCACCCCUACCUGCCCUCCAACCCCCAUGCCUUCUCCUUCUACCCCAGCAUCAGCCAGCAGCCCAGCACACAGCUCCCCUCAAGAACAGGCAACCUGGAUUCUCCUUUACCUGCACACACCCCACCCAGCUACAGCGCCGCUCUGCAGGCCAGCCACAGCGCUGCGGGCAGCAUGCAGGAACUGCUAAUGGAGGCGGAGCUGAGCAAUGACAUUGACACGCUCAACCCCAGUCUAACAGAUCUGCAGCUUCAGGGUCAUCUUUGGGAGGAGCUGAGAGACGACAGCUUGGCCCCAGACUCACUGGCGAUCAUGGACACAUCCACCUCCCCCGGCCAGAUCAGCCCCAGCCAGGCUGGGGAUUGUGUGGGCGUCUGUGGCUCAGGCAGUGGGGAGGUGAGCACAGCUGGGUCAGAAACAGGCCUGCAACUCACCGGACUCUACUCACCCAGUUUCAGCAGGGCAGACAGCAUGACAUGCCUCCACUCCACCUCAACAAACACUCCAAUCUCAUUGCUUUGAAGUAACAUCUACCCUAGGCUGUCAUCUACCUUGUACCUGCAAAUAGUGGCCACUUUAUUAGGUAUGCCUACUAUAUACAGGUGCGUCUCAAUAAAAGAGAAUAUCAUUGAAAAGUUUUGUCAUUUCAGUAAUUUAGUUUAAAAUGUGAAAAUCUCUCUCUAUAUAUAUAUAUAUAUUCAUAUAUAUAAGAUGUACUUGUGAUGAAGUGCACUUCCUCAAUAUGUAGUACACAGAGUAAUCUAUUAAAGUAUUAUAUCUAAAAAUAUUGGCUUACAGCUAAUGACAACCCAAAAGUCAGUAUCUCAGAAAAUUAGAAUAUUAUAUAAGACUAAUUGGUACUUUUGGCAGUGUGCGAAGUCCUGCUAUAAAAGGAAAUUCGCAUCUCCGUAAAAGUUGUCAGCAGAGAGAAGCAUAAAUUGUUGUGAGAUUUUCCACAGUGACUGUAAACUUGAUAAAAUACAGUGGACCAACACCAGCAGAUUACAUGUCUCUCCAAACCAUCACUGAUUGUGGAAACGUCACACUAGACCUCCAGCAGCUUGGACUGUGUGUCUCUCCACUCUUCCUCCAGACUUGAUUUCCAAAUGAAAUGUAAAAUUUACUGAUGAUCAGUGAUGGUUUGGAGAGACAUAUCAUCUGCUGGUGUUGGUCCACUGUGUUUUAUGAAGUCUUUCCUUCAUGCUUCCCUCUGCUGGCAAGCUUUAUGGAGAUGCAGAUUUCAUUUUCCGGCAGGACUUGGUUUAAAAUAGAUCACUCUCUGUGUAGUACAUCUAUAUAUUGUAUGAGAUUCAUAUUUUGAACUGAAUUACUUUUGAUAUGCACCUGUAUUUGCACAUAAGUGCAGUGAUACAUAAUAUGGCAUAAUGGCAAUUCUGACAUAAUGGCAAAUCUGUAAAAGUUCUCAUUGUCAAAGCCUGUGAAAAGGUAAAACACUGGAUUCAACAAGGUGCUUGAAUAUUUGUUUUUGAUAAUUUUACAUAAUUCCUUUGUUUAGUUUAGACUUGUACAUCUAAAACCCAAAAUCAAGAAAAAGUUGGAAUAGUAUCAAAAUGCCAAUAAUAUAAGCAAAAUGUUUUAUUUUAUUUGACAUUUAAUUGAUUGCAGACAAUUUGAGCCCAAGAUACUUCACAAUUUCUCUGCUUAACUUAACAUACUUCCAUUCCUGCAUUUCAGCCUGGAAAACAUUCCAAAAAAAGUUGGGACGGAGACAAUAAAGGGCUAGUCAAGUUUUUUUUUUAAAUAAUAAUAAUAAUAUUGAUAAUAAUAAUAAAAGGAUUUUAAACUGCCUCCAAGACCACACAUUUUCCAGGAAUUUCCAGCUCUGGAAAAAAAUGAGAGACCACAUAAAAAUUAUGAGUUUCUUUGGUUUUACCAAAUUAAAAACCUCUGGAACAUAAUCAAGAGGAAGAUGGAUGAUCACAAGCCAUUUUUGUACCAGGAGGGGUGUAAAAUUAUCUAAAAAGCAGUGUGUAAGACUGGUGGAGGAGACUAUGCC
Astyanax mexicanus (Mexican tetra) is the source of this 3316-nucleotide messenger RNA. It is a transcript of the gene foxn1, whose product is annotated as forkhead box N1. The transcript has 9 exons. Bases 148 to 1821 code for a protein of 557 amino acids. NCBI's taxonomy places the organism in Eukaryota, Metazoa, Chordata, Actinopteri, Characiformes, Acestrorhamphidae. The record is from RefSeq and is a predicted model, not a curated record. Gene Ontology annotation, biological process: regulation of transcription by RNA polymerase II. Gene Ontology annotation, molecular function: DNA-binding transcription factor activity, RNA polymerase II-specific; transcription cis-regulatory region binding.